UGGCGGUGGGAGAGUCACAUUGGGCGACGACAACCAUGAACGGAGACGGCGGGAACGAAGCGAGGACGCCGCCACAAGCGCUGUCCGCCAUAGGACGGGCCCUUUACGAAACGUCCCUCUCGACAACGUCAAACCUCCCCAGCCACAAGCAACAACCGACACAACCUGACGGCACCGUCGCGACGACGCCGGCGGCCAAACGCGAGCGUGCGGACAGUCUGAAACAGAUGCUUCCGCCACCCGCGGCCCAACGAGCCAAGGGAAAGGGACACAAGCCGAGUCCCAUCGUGACGGCCAACCUCGAUCACGCCCCGGCCGUGACAAUAAGCUCUGCCCGCGGUGGCGACAAAAGCAACCCGCGACGGUGGUCCAAGGUGGAAGAUGAGUCCCUUCGACUUGCUGUCGAACGAAGCGGCGAACGAAACUGGAAAGCUAUUGCAGACCAAGUUGCCGGUCGCAACCACACACAAUGCCUCCAGCGAUGGACCAAAGUCCUCAAACCCGGCCUCAUCAAGGGACACUGGACCCCCGAAGAAGACGCGAAACUUCGCACGCUUGUGGCUGAAGGUCGCAAGAACUGGGGGCAGGUGGCGUCGCACAUCCCAGGCAGAACGUCAAAGCAGUGCCGGGAGCGGUGGUGCAACCACUUGGACCCCAACAUCAACAAAGGGAACUACACGCGGGAAGAAGACCAGCUGAUCGUGGACAUGCAAGCCAAGCUCGGGAACCGAUGGAGCGUGAUCGCACAACAGCUUUCCGGCCGGACCGAAGAUGCCGUCAAGAUUCGGUGGAAGUCGCUCAUGCGGACGCGUCGAAGCUCCCGUGGGAACGAAGACGACGAUGACAGCGUCUCGGAUGACGUGGACGAUCCAUCGCAGGCCAAACCAUUGUCCACCAAAGCGCUCGACAAACUGCAGCCACAAGUCGUCGCCAAGGCGCGGUCAGCACCCGUCAAACCACCCCCGAGUCAGAUCAAAGCCUCGUCGACGCAACCAUCGCACCACCACCCACCCAUGGCCUCCUCCGCGCCACCUGUCCCUACCACCACACAUUUACGACAACCGCCUGACUCGACGGUGCCCCAUCACCCAACGUACCCAGCGGCACCGACAGGACAGACUAGCAGCAUGCGCCCGCCCACUGCCGACUUUUUGCACGAGCAGCACUCGCGUCCACCAGGGACGCCCCACCCACCAUUCAGCUCGUACAGUGGCCCCCGGCACGACCUGCGGCAGCCGCUGUCUAGCAAUCCCCCUUUUGUUCACACUCAGCAAUUCCAUCCGCCUUCCACAUCCGUGUACAAGUCGCCUUCGUAUCCUCGAAUGCCGUUCUCCAUGCCGCCACCACCGUACCCUAUGCAACAUCCAAACCACCCCUACGAUCCAGCGUACCCUGCUUCUGGUCCAUCGGCGCACCCGACACUUCCGCCCGGGCUGCACCACCAGCUUCAACCACCGGCUCGGUAUCUCCACCCAUCGCACCUUCCACCUUCGGUCCAUGCGUUGCCGUCGUCGUAUCGCUUGCACGCGGCCGCGGCGGCAAGAGAGGAAUGGGGCACUUCUCAUGUCCCCCGAUCGGCCCUCGUCCCGAAUGAAGCAUCGGCCGACUACGAACUCUUCCACCAACAGCGACUGCGCCUCAUGGUACAAGAACGGGAGCGCGCCGGACCGACGCUCUCUCCCGCCGCGUCGCCUGGCCAAGCGAUGCUUACCAAGGAGUUGGAGGCCAACAGCGAACGACAGAAACGACAAGCGAUCAUGCAGAACGGAUGGAAGGACGCGGCAGCUGCGUCCGGCGAUGGAUCGCUGGCAGAGGACGCUGCGCCAAGUGCGGCGGCAUACAUUGACCAAGAUGACAUGGACCACCACGUGGCGUCUCGGUACGCCGAAGACAUGGAGGACUCGGGUCAACACGACCAUUCGAACCACCAUCUUGCGGCUCAUCACCACGCGAUCGACGACUCGCCAGACGAAGAUCCCGACGACGGCGCGUUCAGGAGUAGUUCGGGCGCUCGCCACAUCGUCGUCGCGCUGCCACCGGUCGAGUAAAAAAGGCGCAAAGGGAACGUAAUUGUCGAGUGUAGUUUGAUUUGGUAUGUUCAAUGUCAGUCGUCAUCCAGGGCAUCGUCGUCGUCAAAGUCGUCAUCGUCGUCUUCGAUCGAAAUUGAUAGCUGCGACAGGCCGUACAA
Molecule: messenger RNA, 2188 nt
Organism: Aphanomyces invadans
Lineage: Eukaryota; Oomycota; Saprolegniomycetes; Saprolegniales; Verrucalvaceae
Exons: 6
Coding region: 36-2048 (670 amino acids)
Biological process (GO): regulation of DNA-templated transcription
Cellular component (GO): nucleus
Molecular function (GO): RNA polymerase II cis-regulatory region sequence-specific DNA binding; DNA-binding transcription factor activity, RNA polymerase II-specific
Source: RefSeq, a predicted model, not a curated record